AUGAUUGAAAAAUGUGAAGGUCCAGUUCUGUUGGAAAGAAUUAAUCAUUUACUGACGAUUAAAUAUGGAUCUGACCAGGAUAGGAUGAAAUUAGCAUCAGACGCUAUGUUGUAUUUACAGAAUAUUGAUUAUUUUAAUUCACCGUAUUUAAGUGUUUUCAACUCAUAUCUAGGCGUAGAUAAUACAUCUAAUGAUGAAAAUAUUAAAUCCGAAUUGCCCAUUAAAAAUAAGUUAUUGGCAAAGGUCAUUGCUCAUGAAUAUACCGAGGCUAUUACAUUAUUGGAGACUCAAAAUUUAGAUCAUAGAAUUAAUUAUAGACGUAUAGAGCAGAUUUGUAAUAUAUACAUAUUGAACAAAGAUUUUAAGGGUCUAGAAGAUUUGGAACAAAGGUUAAUUUCCCCACAAGAUUCUGUUACACAUCUCACUGAACAAAACGAUGAAUUGGAGGCUCACCGUAGAUCAAAUCUAUUGAUAUUAUCUUCAUUAUACUUCAAAGGCAGGUUUUUUGAUUUCAGCAAUAGGUUUUUCCAACUAUUAUCUGAAGAUAAUGAUAUAAUAUCAUCACUGUCGUACUCGAUUCCUGGCCAAUUGCUUUUUAAUAAGGAAUUGCUUUAUAUGAUUUUAAUUUCUACUGUACUUUCGUUACCAUUUGAUGAAUAUGAAAGCUUACUCUAUUCAAAAGAAUUGAUAUCAUUUUAUAAAAUCAAUCCUCUCUUUCCAAAAUGCUUAGAACUUUUAAGCAAAGCACAGUUCGAAGAAUUCUUAAAUAUAUGGAAUACUGAGAUAAAUGAGAUAUGUGAAACAAGUCCAUUUCUAUAUCAAAGUUGGAUAACUUGCCAGCAUCUUAUGAGAUGUAAAAUAUAUUUCAUGCAUUUGAAGUUAACAAAUAAGAUAUCUGUUGAUUAUUUCACGGAAUUAUUUAAAAUGUCUCAAUUAAAAAUUAAGGAAGAAUUAAUCGAAUUUCUUGAUUUCUCUCAUGUUAAUUAUUCAAUAGACCAUGAAAAAAAUAUAUUAUAUUACAAUCGUCAAAACUCAUUAUACAAAUCAUUUGAAAUUUUGAAUAAGAAUUAUGACACAAUUAAUGAUAUUAUUUCAUUGAAGAAACAAGAAAAUGAGAACAUGAGGAAUUUAGCCCAAGAAAUAAUAAUUAAUAAUAGUAGAAGUGGAACUUUAACUAACACAAAUUUAACAACUAUUACUACAACUACAUCAACCAUUCGAGGUCAAACUACUGACGAUUCAGAAAAUGAAAUUAUCUGA
This is a messenger RNA of Vanderwaltozyma polyspora DSM 70294, 1260 nucleotides long. RefSeq names its product Pci8p (gene PCI8). Bases 1 to 1260 code for a protein of 419 amino acids. The record is from RefSeq and is a predicted model, not a curated record. The transcript has a single exon. NCBI's taxonomy places the organism in Eukaryota, Fungi, Ascomycota, Saccharomycetes, Saccharomycetales, Saccharomycetaceae.